Molecule: messenger RNA, 873 nt
Organism: Solanum dulcamara
Lineage: Eukaryota; Viridiplantae; Streptophyta; Magnoliopsida; Solanales; Solanaceae
Exons: 2
Coding region: 1-873 (290 amino acids)
Molecular function (GO): protein dimerization activity
Source: RefSeq, a predicted model, not a curated record
AUGAUUUCUCCAAUGAUUCAAAAAGAUAUUGUGAGUGCGUGUAAAAUAGAGACCGUUAAAGCUAUUCUGGAGGAAUUAAAUGGUGAUUACUUUGUCUUGCUAGUUGAUGAAUCCUUUGAUGUGUCACGCAAGGAGAAAAUGGCUAUUGUAUUUCGGUAUAUUGAUAAAAAGGGAUUUGUGAUGGAGCGACUUAUUGACAUUGUUCAUGUUCAAGAUACUAGUGUUUCAUCUCUAAAGGAGGCAAUUGUUAAUUUACUUGCUCAACAUUCUUUGAGUCCAUCAAGUGUGCGUGGACAAUGUUAUGAUGAGGCAAGAAAUAUGCAAGUCUUUUGCAAUAUUAUUGAUUGGCAACUUCAAGAACUUAAUGAUCGUUUUGAUGAAGUGACUAUCGAUUUGCUCCAUGGAAUUGCUUGCUUAAAUCCAAUUAACUCAUUUUCAAGUUUUGACAUCAAAAAAGUAAUGAAAAUAGCAAAAUUAUAUCCGGAUGACUUUGAUGAAUCUAAUAUGAGUGCUCUUGAGAAUCAACUUGCAAGUUAUGUUAUUGAUGUUCGUGAUAUUAAUGAAAGGUUCUCCGGUCUAAAUGGGCUCUGUGAUCUUUCCAAAAGAUUAGUUCAGACAAAGAAACAUUCUACUUAUCCUUUGGUAUUCCGCUUAGUGAAACUUGCUCUACUUUUAUCAGUUGCCACUGUCUCCAUUGAAAGAUCUUUUUCGGCAAUGAAGUUUAUCAAAAAUGACUUGCGGAGCCAAAUGAGUGAUGAUUCUUUUAGUGGUUGUUUGGUGCCUUAUUUAGAAAAAGAUGUAUUUGAUAGUAUUUCUAAUGAUGCUAUUAUUAAGACAUUUCAAGAUAUGAAACCUCGUAGAAUACAAUUGUAA